AUGGACCCCUCAUAUGCCUCGUCCGAUGAUGAAGCCGACUCCAUGGCGGCAGCUAUGGGCUUCUCCUCUUUCGGUACUCAGGGACCACCCAAGAAACGGAAGUUCAACCCCAAGAGCGAUGCCUUCAUCGAGGACCAAGAGCUGGAAGCCGUAGACAAAGGGGGAAAAAAGGGGCAGGGCAGUGGAGGGAAUCAGAUUCCGCUGGGAAGGCCACGACAGCUCGGUGUGCCGUCACAGGCAUCAGCAGGAGCUGCGAAAAAUGACGAGGAAAUUGCAUUGGAUGAUGAUGAGGGACCACAGUACGCGGGUGAGGAUGACGAGGGGCCGAGAUAUUUGGACACCAGUCAUCCGCCGCCUAUCAUGGAUGGUAUAGGGAGGAAUGAGGAUGAGAUUCUGCUGGAUGAAGAUGAAGACGAGCAAGGUCCAGGCUAUGUUGAUACUAGCCUCCCACCACCAAACCAGGCAGCUCGUGAAGCACAAGAGAAGAUCGAUGCCAUCUUAUCCUCGACAGGAAGUUCGGCGGCCCCAGUCCCUCCGAAGCAAAAGCAGAAAGCCAAAAAACCACAGAGUUCUGGACUUGGAGCUUUUAUGAACGCGUUGAAGACGCCUGUUGUUGCACCACCGGGAUCCAGCAUAGCACCAGCGCCGGGGACGACGCGGAUACUGCAAAUCCCAGCAGUGGCCUCACUACCACAGCGCCCACCGCCACCUUCUUCAAGUACUAUGGGGCCGCCGGGAGCAUCAAUGGGCAGGAGUCAAAAUGCGGGCCAGAGGGGGCAAAGGAAUGAGCUAUGGUAUAUAGGCUAUUACGAUCCAAGCUUUAAUGAUAAUCCCUGGAGAGGACUGGAGAAGGAAAAUGGGCUGCCGGAGGUUGGGACGUGGAUUGAGAGGCCUCAGAGGGGUCAGGGACAGACGGCGUAA
Molecule: messenger RNA, 921 nt
Organism: Pseudogymnoascus destructans
Lineage: Eukaryota; Fungi; Ascomycota; Leotiomycetes; Thelebolales; Thelebolaceae
Exons: 1
Coding region: 1-921 (306 amino acids)
Source: RefSeq, a predicted model, not a curated record